AUGCGGGAGUCUUCGAUAUCGAGUGAAUCUCACCUAGAGGUUCAUCUCACUCUGACAUUUCAAGUUCAGCUCCCUCUCGGCUAUGUUAUUCCUGUGGGUCGGCUCUCUCCCUCUAUACCUAUCUACUCAGAGAUCGGCGGCGCUCUGGAUAGUUAUCGGCUACUUGAUCCCAAAUUCUGCUCUGUGUCCUCGCUUUCAGACGCAAAUACGUCGCUGCUGUUGGUCAAAUUCUCUUUCAUCGCUGUACCGACGGUGGCCUCAACCUCACUCUCUAUGACCCAGGCAAUUCCGGGGAAUUUUGGUGCUCUCGGGUCUUGCAGCUGGUUUGAACGAAAUGGUCGCCAUUGGCUGGCACAUCAGAACUGCGUCCCGAUCAAGAAGCGAAGUUUGUUUCUCGCAUCAUAUCGCCUCGAUCUGGAUGGAUAUUCUUUUCGUGGUUGGUUGAACUGGUCACAUGCUGCUCACAUAGUUCUCCGCAACGGCCCAGCGAUCAGUCAGGCUCCAACCAGCUACGACUGCAAUUCUCGAGAUCACAGUGGCAAGGGUGAUAAUGUCGUCUCGCAUGGCUACUUUGCGUUAACAGCAGCGAUCAUGGCGCUGGAAUUUAGGCGUCUGGCUGUCGAUGAAAGACCGCAUCCGAUACGACCGUGA
Molecule: messenger RNA, 651 nt
Organism: Pseudocercospora fijiensis CIRAD86
Lineage: Eukaryota; Fungi; Ascomycota; Dothideomycetes; Mycosphaerellales; Mycosphaerellaceae
Exons: 4
Coding region: 1-651 (216 amino acids)
Source: RefSeq, a predicted model, not a curated record